CAGGAGGCGCUUUAACAGUCUGUGCUGUAAUUUCUUCCAGCGAAUAAGACGAAGAGGGAGCCACAACAAUAACACACAGCUAGCUACACUGAGAAGAAAACAGCUACGAAACGAGCCUCUCUUACCUCCUAAAUCCGUAUUUGAAACACUUACAGGCAGACCGUUUCCGUAAAUAAUCCAAUAUAAAUCUGCACAGAGGUGAAGUGUUGAGUUAUUAACAUGAACACCAUGCUGUGGUUGUUGUAAUAACGGUCAGAAGCUAGCUAUCUUCACCCCCAGGUCCGCGUCUCUCUCUCGGGUUUCUGUUUAAUGUCACUGGUCUGCCAUCAUGGAGAGCUUGUACAAGCGGAAGAUGUUCGCCUCGAUGCGGAAAACCAAAGUGGACGCAAACAAGAAGAGGCAGAUCGGCCUGCCCAACUCCAUCCUGGACGACAGUGACGAAGGCUCCUUCACCUCCUCCUCCUCCUCCUCCAACGGAUCCGAGUCCGACUACCAGAGCUCCCGGGAGGAGGAGGACAGCGAGCAGGAGGAGCGAGGAGGCCGGAGCGGAGACGACGACUCCGGGGCGACUUCCAGCGACCACAGCCGCUCAGUCACCCGCAGAAAGCGCUCGUUCCUGGGAGGAGACAACAGCAGCUCCUCGUCCUCCAGUUCCGGAGAGGAGGACAGCACUGAUGAUGAGGAGGAGGAGAAGAAGAAGAAGAAGAAGAGGAGCAAGGAGGUGAAGAGGAAGGUGCAUCAGAAGAAGAGGAGCAGGCUGCAGCCGCGGGACGAGUCGGACUCGGAUCAUGCGGAGAAGAAGAAGGUCGACGAGGCGGAGAAGCUGAAGAAGAGGCAGAGACACAACAAGCUGCUGGCGCUGUCAAAGAGGAUGAAGGCCCGGGUACCCAGCCGGAGAUGGAACCGCCUGAAGCAGGAUUCGGGCGAUGAGGAAGAGUCCAAAGAAGGUGAUGAUGAUGAGGCCGUCGGUGGUGAUAAUGAUGGAGGCGCAGGAGAAAAUGGCAACAGUAAACAGGCUGCAAAGGCUGAUGGAGGAGACAAAGAGGAGGAGAAAGACACAGAAGAGGAGACAGAAGAAGAAGAAGAAGAAGAGGAGGAGGAGGAGGAGGAGGAGAAGAAGGGAAAGAAGGGAAAGAAGUAGAUCCACUCUGUGAUGGAGAACAGAGAAGGAGUUUGAAUGUGAAGAACUUAAAUACUUAAAUCGUCUGACUCAUAACAGUUAGUUUGUACAGUUUUCUCCUUUCUCCUGCAGCAUCUAAAGUGGAGAACGCUAAGAACUGACAAGGUUUUCACUGUCAUAUCUUGUUGCUAUAGAAACAGACAUUUGGUGACACGCAACAAAAAGAUGUGCAGAUGAUUUGGAGAGCCUCGCUGACGCAUUAUGACAUGUAUUUUGUGGAGGAAGUGGAGCCUGAAUUAGGACACAGCUUUAGAGUGAUGCUGAGAGAAGUGGCACUCCUCUUCGGUGUCAUAUGCUAAUUCUUAGUGGUCUACCCCUGCUGAUCUGCUGACCUAUGUCACGUCAAGUCUGUUUAAUUUAUCCCAAAGUCACUUAUCCCAGUUGUUGAUCCCAUUUUACACAGACAGGUGCAAUUUAACACCGGCAGGUAUUGUGUAAAGUUGGUGAUAAUGUGAAUGUGGUAUAAGCUAAUGGGGCUAGCCGCAGCUACGUAUUAUCCCCAUACGGCUAGCAUAGUGAAUGUAGCCUGUUGUUUUUGACAAUAACUAGCAGCAGUUGGCAGCGAUUUUACCAUUUAUGCUAACUAGAUGCCAGUGCAUUAUGUCAAAUAUCCAUAGUUUUUAUUUUAUUCUAAUAUUAUUGCUUUUUUUAAUCACUCAGGGGACAUCAGUCACAUGUGACAAAAUAAUUUGAACUCGGGUCCACUUACUGAGCUUUCAAUUUUAUAUCGUGGUUUUCGAGACCAUGAAAACAACAACAAACAAGUUGGCGGAUGUGGCUAAAAAGCUCCACAAGUAAGUGGAUCUUGAGUUGAAAUUAAGGACAAGAAUUGACUCAAACGAGUGAUUUAUAACAGACAUACGCCAGUAGAUCAGCAGCAGCAUACCAGUGAUCAACAUACCACUCAGAAUUGGCAGAUGAUGCUAAAAUAAGAGUGGCAGACACUUUUUGAUGCUGCAGCUUCAGUGUUGAUCUGAGCAGAGACGCUGCUGCAGAGGCUUUAAGUUUUUAGUGUAUCUUGUGUUUCUGCUGGAGGACGGUACAGCAGCUCAGAGGACGGGGCUUCGUCAGUGUCAGUUGACAGACUGUGGGGACGUGAAUCUCACCCAUACUUGCCAACCCUCCCGAUUUUCCAAGGAGACUCCCGUUUUUCAUCGCCCUCUCCCGCUUUCCUCCCGGGGUCACACUUCUGAGUUAUGACAAACCUUUUUUGCCUUGUUGUUAUCUUAACCUGUUUCUGGCGCUGUACAGCGUGUAUAUAAACCCUUCUGUUUCCACCAGGAUGACAAUACAGCUACGUUGUUUCGCGGUAGAGAAGAUGCUUGUGUUGUUGGGCUUUGCUCAACGCAGCGAUAAGCCACCGUGGUGUGGCACAAGCCAUUGGAAACAACAUGUUACAGAGCGCAGUGGUGCUGUUGUCGCAUUGUGUCUGAAAGGAUUAGUUUCAGUUUUUAUUAGUUUAUAAGUUUUUAUCAGAGAUUCACACAAGUUCACACCAGAGGGGUGAUUAUUGCAGUGUACUUAAUAUUUUGUUAUUUUCAGUCUUUAAAUGUCUCCAGAAUGCAGGAAACAAAGUCUGGUUUUCUCCCUUUUUUUGAGGUCUCCUGGUUGGCAAGUAUGAUCUCACCCGGCUGAAAUAUCAGUGCAAAUACUGAAGACACUGAGCUGAAGAAAUGUUCCUUCCUUUAUUGUAAAAAGGCAAAGGCAACUUGUGUCUGUGACAAUUCUAGGAGAUAAGUCAAAUACGAGUCCCAGAGAGCAUCGCUAGAGGAAACAUCCAGUGACAAAGCUUCGAGUUCUUGUUGUUUAGUGUGUGACUGCGGUGAGAAAGCACUCUGAAUAUGAUAAAACUCUGAUUUCACAGGUCUAGAUAGACAUCGGCUGCUGAGGCUUCUGGGUACUGCUGUAUUCAGAGAUAUUCAACAUACCCAACUGACAGUGCUCAGAUUCUUCUCUGUUACACUUUCCUUCUAUUUUAUUUAUUUUUUAGUUAAAAAAAAAAAAAAAAAAGAUAAAAUCACACUCUGUUAUUGAAAAGCAGACUUUUUUUUUUUUUUUAAUUUGUGAUGAAACCACUGUCUGACGGGCUCAUUGCUGCUGUCAACAGGGGAUUUAGACUGAAUGAUUUCAGCCACAAACUUACAAACUGUAUAUUUUAUUGUACAGUAGCCUUUUAUUUGUUUCAGUUUAAAGGCAAUGUUUGCAGAAAUAUCUGUAAAUGUUUGGUAGUUUUGUCCAUCCCUUCAGUUACGAGUAUAUUUGACUUAGCAGCCGCUGUCUGAUUGCAGCUCCUCCGUUGAGAGGAUUUGCUGCUUUUCCCUGUUUUAUAUUAUUGUAAACUUUGGGUUUUUGGACUGUUGGUUGGACAAAAAUAAGACAUUUGAAGACAUCACCUUGGACUUGGAAAAGUGUCAUUGACAUUUUCACACAUUUUAUAGCAAAAAUAAUGAAUUGAAAGAUUAAUUUACAGAUGAAUUGAUAAUGAGAAUAAUAAUUUAUUGCAGGCAAUGGUUGUUUGUUUGAAUCCUAGACAGUGAGCACAGAAAAUUUCAAGCUUAAAGGUCCACCUACUAGCUUUAUCCAUAGAUUUCAACUGCAUCUCACACUCUUGAACGAAACGAGCUGGUUUAGUUGUUAUUGCAUGACCUUUGGUCACUGUUCAAAGACGGUCUCUGGCGUUGGAUGUGAUUGAACGUCCACUGACUUAUGACCUUUGACUCCUUCCCAGUUGAUGGUUUUGGUCUGGUGUUCACACAGGUCUUAUGAUGACACCUGAGUCAGUUCCUAUUAAGUGAGUGAAGACUGUGAGAUGCAGCUGACUGCGCUGAAAACUACCAAAGACGGUGUGUUUAUUGCAAAAGAACAACAACAUAAAAAUAGCUGAAAGAAAAGAGUAUGGAGGUACUUCUUUAACUAACCUCUCAGACUCCAAAACUUUUAUCGGCGUCGCUGAAUUGUUCCAGUAAAAUGUUAUCAUAGCUGACAGGAAAGAUGGACAGAACUAUAAAAAAUAGGAUUUAGACUACAAGAAACAAACAUUUUUCGUACAUAUCAGAGACAUUUUCUCCUAAAGGCAGAUGCUUUUUGCACUUGCUGAAAGCAGUUCAUUUAAGUACAUUUUAACAUAUAAAUAUAACAGGAGAAGCAACACAGUGUUUCCUGUAUAUAGAGUUCAUUUGGGCUGCCCUCCUACAAACUUUCUUUGUACUUUUUCUAUUUACUUAUCUCUCUCUAAAUUCUGUUUCAGUGCUACAUUCAUGUGCUAAUGUAUAAAUUGGACAAAUAAUGUCCUUAAUCAGAAGUUUGCUCUUUUAAAUAUAUUCCCUUCAUUCCUUGUUGCCUUCCCCUCUUUCCUCCCUUUCUUCACUCUUUCCUUCCUUCUUCUGUAAUGGUGCGUUUAAGUGCAGUCAUAUAGAUUGGAAAAAAAGACCUCCCUUAUCAUAAGCUAAGCCUGUUUUGCAGAUUUCUGAGCUUUGACAACUGCAAAUAAGCUGCCAGCUGAUGAGAAACUGAGCUGUAAAGAAUGUUUUUUUUAUGUCCAGUUUACAGUCUGCAGCUGUUCAAACUGAACCUACAAAGGGUUUAAGAGUUUGGGGCUUUUUAUGCUUGUCGCUCUUCCACUGGACUCUCUAUAUUAAACAGAAUAGUGAUGAUAAACGCACACGCGUCAUAGUUGUCAUGGUCUUUCAUUGCUGUAUAAAGCUCUUCAGACCAACCCUGCCCUGUUGAAAACACCUCUUUUAUUAAUAAAGUUUCUUCUUUUGACCAACAAGUUUUGUGUUGGAAAGUCACAUCUUAACUUUCGUAGUAUAUAGAACUACAUUUCCCAUGAAUCAGCCUGCCCUAGCUGUAAAAUAUUGCUCUUUUAUUUUUAUAUGUGAAUGAUAAACUGAGUGCUGAAGCCUCAGGACAGUAACAUCUGAACACCUCAUUUUAACAAAGAUAUGACAACAUUUGGUUGACUUUCACAACUACAUCUCCCAUGAUGCUUUGACAGAGCCUCCAUACAGGGAUUGCAUACAGUCGCAGCCAAAAAUAUUAGUACCUUUGCACUUUUUUGCUUUCAGAAAAAUUGUUGAAAUUAAAAAAUAUUUUGGUA
Sebastes umbrosus (honeycomb rockfish) is the source of this 5279-nucleotide messenger RNA. RefSeq names its product coiled-coil domain containing 82 (gene ccdc82). Bases 329 to 1141 code for a protein of 270 amino acids. Lineage: Eukaryota; Metazoa; Chordata; Actinopteri; Perciformes; Sebastidae. The transcript has 2 exons. The record is from RefSeq and is a predicted model, not a curated record.